Aphanomyces astaci is the source of this 297-nucleotide messenger RNA. RefSeq lists its product as hypothetical. Lineage: Eukaryota; Oomycota; Saprolegniomycetes; Saprolegniales; Verrucalvaceae. The record is from RefSeq and is a predicted model, not a curated record. Bases 1 to 297 code for a protein of 98 amino acids. The transcript has 2 exons.
AUGAACCUCGUCACAUUCGAUGCUGUCAUUGACAACACCCUCCAGGCUUGGAUUGUCGCUGAGAAUAUUCUUGUGGACGGUGGGCAGUGCCUAGUCGAGUCCGUCGCAUGCGAAUCUCAUGUGACAGUCGACCUCACGUAUAUCUGGAUCUCCAUCUCCGUCGUGGCCAUGAUCGUAAUGGCGCUGGUGUACGUGGCUCGACGAGUGGAAGGCGCCAACUAUCUCCAUCGGCAGCGAAACGAGUCGACGGCAGACACGGUGAUCGCGUUGGCAACCCCGAAAUCGCCAGACUGGUGA